CGACCGAGGAGGAGGGCCUCAUGAGCGGUGCGGCAGGCGGCGCAGUGUGGGAGGGCCUGAGCGACUGGGCGAUCGACACGCGCAUCAUGUACAAGCGCCGGCUCGCGAGCCUGUUCACGACGCUGUCGGAGCUCAAGCAGUACGUAGACCUCAACUACACCGGCCUCAGCAAGGUGCUCAAGAAGUACGACAAGAUCACCAACUCGUCGCUGCGCCAGCACUACAUGACGACCGUCGUCGACCACACGUUCCCGUUCGAGCGCGCAACGCAGCAGCGCCUCCAGGGCGGCGUCCAGUCCAUCAUUCCGCUGUACGCCGACCUCGCGACGGGCGGCGACGUCGACCUCGCGCUCAAGCAGCUCAAGGCGCACCUGCGCGAGCACGUCGUGUGGGAGCGCAACACGGUCUGGCGCGAGAUGAUCGGCCUCGAGCGCCGAGGGUGGUCGGCCUCGGGCGGGUACACGGGUGCCGGCGGGCGGGGAGGGACGGCGGCGGGCGCGACGACGGGCCUGCCUGUCGUGCAGCCUGCGAGCCCGCCGAGCGGCCUCGAGCUCAAGCCCGCAGAGCUGAGCACGCCGCUCGGCCGGCUCCGGCUCCCGAGCUGGGUCAACGGCCAGACGGUGCCCGGUGCCGUCGCGCUCCUCCUGUUCGGCAUCAUCCUCAGCUGCCAGUGGUUCGACCGCGUCGAGGAGCAGAACUGCCUCGCCCUGCUCGUCGUCGUCACCGUCUUCUGGGCCCUCGAGAUCAUGCCCCUGUUCGUCACGGCGCUCAUGGUCCCGUUCCUCGUCGUCAUCUUGCGCGUCCUGAGGUCGACCGACGGCGAGGACCGCCGACUGACGAGCGUCGAGGCGACCAAGUUCAUCUUUGGCCAGAUGUUCUCGCCGACCAUCAUGCUCCUGCUCGGCGGCUUUACGCUCGCCGCCGCACUCUCGAAGCAGAACAUCGACAAGGUCCUCGCCACCAAGGUCCUCUCGCUCGCCGGCACUCGUCCGAGGUCAAUCUUGUUCGCCUACAUGCUCGUCGCAUGCUUCGCGAGCAUGUGGAUCUCGAACGUGGCCGCGCCCGUUUUGUGCUACUCGCUCAUCCAGCCCAUCCUGCGCACGCUCCCGUCCAAGUCGCCGUUCAGCAAGGCCCUGAUCCUCGGCAUCGCGCUCGCGUCCAACGUCGGCGGUAUGGCGUCGCCCAUCUCGUCGCCGCAAAACCUGAUCGCGCUCGACUACAUGAACCCGCCCAUCUCGUGGCUCGGGUGGUUCAGCGUCUCGAUCCCGGUGUCGUUCCUGAGCGUGUGCCUCAUCUGGGGCAUCCUCCUGUGGACCUACCGCGCCGGCACGAGCUCGGUCGCCAUCAACCCGGUCCGGGUCAACAAGGAGCCGUUCACGCGCGCCCAGUGGUGGGUCAGCGGCGUCACGGUCGGCACCAUCAUCCUGUGGUGCGUCGAGACCAAGCUCGCGUGGCUGUUCGGCGACAUGGGCAUCAUCGCCAUCCUCCCGAUCGUCGCCUUUUACGGCAGCGGCGUCCUGCGCAAGGCCGACUUCGAUCAUUCGCCCUGGUCGAUCGUCUUCCUGGCAAUGGGCGGUAUCGCGCUCGGCAAGGCCGUCCUCUCGUCCGGCCUCCUCGACCAGAUUGACGCCGUCAUCCAGGACGUCGUCCUCGGGAUGGACAUCUGGCCCAUCCUCGCCCUGUUCAGCGUCAUCGUGCUCGUCAUCGGCACCUUCAUCUCGCACACCAUCGCGGCCGUCCUCGUCGUCCCGAUCGCGGCCCAGAUCGGCUCGGCCAUGGAGACGCCGCACCCGCGCCUGCUCAUCUUUGCGACGAGCCUCGUGUGCUCUGCGGGCAUGGCGCUCCCCAUCUCGGGCUUCCCCAACUUGGCGGCUGCGAACCAGGAGGACGAGCUCGGACAGAGGUACCUCUACCCGGGCGAUUUCUACCGCAACGGCGUCCCAGCCUCGAUCGGCGCGACUGCCAUCGUCAUCACGAUCGGGUACGCCAUCAUGCGGCUGCUUGGACUGUGAGCGAGGUCGUGCGCGAGGGAGGGAGGGAGGGAGAGGGGGAGAGAGCGGCUUCGGGAUGGCCGCGAGGAGGUGGCAGGGCCGCGAGGCGUGCGGCGCCGCUCGAGGGGCAGCAGGGCGCGUAUGUACCGAGCGACGGACCGCCGAGCUGGCGGCGACGCGGGCGGUCGGCGACGGACGAGUCGGGCCUUCCCUUUACUCUCUCUCUCUCGGUCUCUCUCUCUCUCUCUCUAGACGCGCCCCCUCGCUGUACCCGUCAUUAUUCUUUUC
Molecule: messenger RNA, 2279 nt
Organism: Rhodotorula graminis WP1
Lineage: Eukaryota; Fungi; Basidiomycota; Microbotryomycetes; Sporidiobolales; Sporidiobolaceae
Exons: 10
Coding region: 21-2012 (663 amino acids)
Biological process (GO): phosphate ion transport; polyphosphate metabolic process; monoatomic anion transmembrane transport
Cellular component (GO): membrane
Molecular function (GO): phosphate transmembrane transporter activity
Source: RefSeq, a predicted model, not a curated record